UUAGCAUGGCAGCAAAGGCAAUUCUGCCUAGGAGGGCCGACCCCACUGAGUUGAAAGCCAUUUUUGAAAAGUAUGCCAGCGUUAAGAAGAAUGAUGAGCAUUUCAUGUCACCGGAGGAUUUUGUGAGCCGUUUCCUCCAUGCCCACACAGACAUCCGGCUGUCGGACGAGGCCACAAAGCUGCUGGCUGGAGUGGUGGACCAGAAGAAAGAUGGGUUGAUCUCCUUUCAGGAGUUUGUCGCCUUUGAGUCGGUGCUGUGUGCCCCGGACUCCCUCUUCAUGGUCGCCUUCCUGCUGUUUGAUAAAGCGGGCAGUGGAGUGACCACUUUUGAGGAUGUGAAGCAGGUCUUCGGGCAGACCACCAUCCACCAGCACAUUCCCUUCAACUGGGACUGUGAGUUCAUACGGCUGCACUUUGGCGUGCAGAGGGACAAGCAGCUCAGCUACGGAGAAUUCACCCAGUUUCUCCUGGAGAUGCAGCUGGAACAUGCACGACAGGCUUUUAUCCAGCGGGACCAAUCCCACAGCGGCUCCAUCUCAGCCCUGGACUUCAGGGAGAUCAUGGUCACCAUCCGGCCACACAUGCUCACGCCCUUCGUGGAGGAAUGCCUCGUGGCGGUUGCGGGUGGCAGCACAUCCCAUCAGGUCAGCUUCUCCUACUUCAACGGCUUCAACUCGCUGCUCAACAACAUGGAGCUGAUCAGAAAGAUCUACAGCACCCUGGCUGGCCACCGCAGAGAUGUGGAAGUCACCAAAGAGGAGUUCAUUGUGGCAGCUCAGAGGUUUGGGCAGGUGACACCCAUGGAGGUAGACAUCCUCUUUCAGCUGGCUGACCUGUCGGAGCCCCGUGGACGUGUUGGUUUAGUGGACAUCGAGAAGAUCGCUCCGCUGGAGGAAGGUGCCCUGCCCUACAACUUGGCAGAGGUCCAGAGACAGCAGUUGGGCAGUGACGGCUCCCGCCCCAUCCUGGUCCAGGUGGCAGAGUCGGUCUACAGGUUCACCCUUGGCUCAGUGGCAGGGGCUGUGGGUGCCACAGCAGUGUACCCCAUUGAUCUGGUCAAGACGCGCAUGCAGAACCAGAGGAGCAGCGGCUCCCUGGUGGGAGAGCUCAUGUACAAGAGCAGCUUCGACUGCUUCAAGAAGGUGGUGCGCUAUGAGGGCUUCUUUGGACUUUACCGAGGUCUGGUACCACAGCUACUGGGUGUGGCGCCCGAGAAAGCCAUAAAGCUUACAGUGAAUGACUUUGUGCGAGGAAAGACCAGACAGAAAGAUGGCACAGUCCCUCUGGGUGCUGAGAUCCUGGCUGGUGGAUGUGCUGGCGGCUCCCAGGUGAUCUUCACCAACCCUCUGGAGAUAGUAAAGAUUCGUCUGCAGGUGGCUGGAGAGAUCACCACAGGGCCGAGGGUCAGCGCCCUGUCCGUCAUCAGGGACCUCGGCUUUUUCGGACUUUACAAGGGAUCCAAGGCUUGUUUUCUGCGGGACAUCCCCUUCUCAGCCAUUUACUUUCCCUGCUAUGCUCACACCAAGGCUUACCUAACUGAGGAGGACGGGAGGAUAGGGCCAGCCAAGAUGCUGUUUGCUGGAGCUCUGGCAGGCAUGCCAGCAGCCUCUCUGGUGACCCCAGCAGAUGUGAUCAAGACCAGGCUACAGGUGGCGGCACGCGCCGGUCAGACCACCUACAGUGGCCUGGUGGACUGCUUCUGGAAGAUCCUCAGAGAAGAGGGGCCCCGCGCUUUCUGGAAAGGAGCUGGAGCUCGAGUGUUUCGGUCCUCGCCUCAAUUCGGAGUGACUCUUGUGACCUAUGAACUCCUGCAGCGCUGGUUCUAUGUCGACUUUGGAGGACAAAAGCCGGCUGGCUCGGAGCCCACCCCCAAGUCUCGGAUCAGCCUGCCGGCGCCCAACCCCGACCACAUCGGAGGCUUCAGGUUGGCCGUGGCCACGUUCGCUGGCAUCGAGAGCAAGUUUGGUCUCCAUCUCCCACGCUACACGGUGGCGACAGCAGCACCAGCCCCUGCAAACACCCCCUGAAUCAAUCCACAGGUGGGGGCGGGGGUAAGUGAAGUGAAA
Messenger RNA from Seriola dumerili (greater amberjack), 2066 nucleotides. It is a transcript of the gene slc25a13, whose product is annotated as solute carrier family 25 member 13. Bases 6 to 2027 code for a protein of 673 amino acids. The transcript is spliced from 18 exons. Gene Ontology annotation, molecular function: L-aspartate transmembrane transporter activity; calcium ion binding; L-glutamate transmembrane transporter activity. The record is from RefSeq and is a predicted model, not a curated record. NCBI's taxonomy places the organism in Eukaryota, Metazoa, Chordata, Actinopteri, Carangiformes, Carangidae. Gene Ontology annotation, biological process: aspartate transmembrane transport; malate-aspartate shuttle; L-glutamate transmembrane transport.